AUGGGUUACGAAGACUCAGUUUACCUGGCCAAGCUGGCCGAGCAGGCCGAGCGCUAUGAGGAGAUGGUCGAGAACAUGAAGGCCGUCGCUUCCGCAGACCAGGAGCUUUCCGUCGAGGAGCGAAACCUCCUCUCCGUUGCUUACAAGAACGUCAUUGGUGCCCGCCGUGCCUCGUGGAGAAUCGUCACAUCCAUCGAGCAGAAGGAGGAGUCCAAGGGCAACGAGACUCAGGUCGGGCUCAUCAAGGAGUACCGCCAGAAGAUCGAGGCCGAGCUUGCCCAGAUCUGCGAGGACAUCCUGGCGUGCCUCGACGAGCACUUGAUCCCCUCCGCCGAGAGCGGCGAGUCCAAGGUGUUCUACCAUAAGAUGAAGGGUGACUACCACCGUUACCUUGCCGAGUUCGCCGUCGGCGACAAGCGCAAGACUUCUGCCGACAAGUCCCUUGAGGCAUACAAGGCUGCCACCGAGGUCGCUGCUAGCAGCUUGGCCCCCACCCACCCCAUCCGCCUCGGUCUUGCGUUGAACUUCUCCGUGUUCUACUACGAGAUCCUGAACUCUCCGGAUCAGGCUUGCCAGCUCGCCAAGCAGGCGUUCGACGACGCUAUUGCUGAGCUCGACACACUCUCCGAAGAGAGCUACAAGGACUCCACGCUCAUCAUGCAGCUUCUCCGUGACAACCUGACCCUCUGGACCUCCUCCGAAGCCGAGGCUCCCGCAGAGUCCACUCCCGCAGAUGCCCCUGCCGCCGCCGACGCGACGAAGGAGGAGCCCGCUGCGCCGGCUGCCGCCGCAGAGGAGCCCAAGGCCUAA
Paraphaeosphaeria sporulosa is the source of this 810-nucleotide messenger RNA. RefSeq names its product putative 14-3-3 family protein ArtA. Bases 1 to 810 code for a protein of 269 amino acids. The transcript has 5 exons. NCBI's taxonomy places the organism in Eukaryota, Fungi, Ascomycota, Dothideomycetes, Pleosporales, Didymosphaeriaceae. The record is from RefSeq and is a predicted model, not a curated record. Gene Ontology annotation, cellular component: cytoplasm. Gene Ontology annotation, biological process: signal transduction.